CUCUGUCGAUCACCAAAAAAUGUGAUCGGGACACGAAGAGGUCAUCUUUGGAAAUAGAAUUGAUGCUGGUUUACGAGAAAUAAUUUCCACUACUCCCACACACGGCAUACUGUGAGAAGUAAGCCGAGAGGAACCUAGCUGGCUUGUGUACUAUUUCAGAGAGUAUUUUAUUCGUCGAGUGUCUCGGAGAGCUUAGAACAUGGGUGUCCCAAAGUUCUAUCGAUGGGUGAGCGAACGAUAUCCAUGCCUUAGUCAAGUCGUACAAGAACACCAGAUCCCCGAAUUCGAUAACAUGUAUUUGGACAUGAAUGGCAUAAUCCAUCCCUGUUCUCAUCCGAAUGAUGAUGAUCCACACUUCAGGAUUACCGAGGAGCAAAUUUUCACCAACAUAUUUCAUUACAUAGAGGUUUUGUUUCAAAUUAUCAAACCCAAGAAGGUUUUCUUCAUGGCUGUUGAUGGAGUUGCACCAAGGGCUAAGAUGAACCAGCAGCGAGGAAGACGCUUCAGGUCAGCCAAAGAGGCGGAAGACAAUAUUCGAAAGGCAUUGGCUAAAGGGCAAGUGCUCCCAAAGGAGGAAAGAUUUGAUUCAAACUGCAUUACACCAGGAACCUUAUUUAUGGCUCGGCUACAAGAGCAGCUUCAGUAUUUUGUGAAUGACAAGAUUUCUAAUGAUCCUGCUUGGCAAGGACUAAGAAUAUACCUCUCAGGGCAACAGACUCCUGGUGAGGGAGAACACAAAAUCAUGGAGUUCAUCCGUACAGAGAGGACGCGGCCAGACUAUGACGCUAAUACUAGGCAUUGCUUGUACGGGCUUGAUGCAGACUUGAUGAUGUUAGGUCUUACUUCACAUGAACCUCACUUCUCACUUCUAAGAGAAGAAGUGAGGUUUGGGAAAACAUCGAAAAGAAUAGAGAAACCUGAACAGAUAACUUUCCAUCUGCUUCACCUGUCACUAUUUAGAGAGUAUCUGGACUGGGAAUUCCACCCAUUGAAGGACUCACUUCCAUUUGAGUAUGACCUUGAGCGUAUCAUUGAUGACUGGAUCCUGAUGGGUUUUCUAGUUGGUAAUGACUUUAUCCCUCAUCUACCCUACAUGCACAUCAACCAUGAUGCUUUGCCAAUGCUGUAUCAGAUCUACAAGGAGAUCAUGCCGUCUCUUGACGGUUAUCUUCAUGAUGGAGGAACUUUGUGUCUCCCAAGAUUUGAGAAAUACCUCAAAGAGCUGUCAAAGUUUGACAGGGAGAAAUUUAAUGAAUCAUUUGUGGACAUGAAAUGGUUUGAAGCUAAAGUAAAGCAUAAAUUUGGGGAGAAGAAAGGUGCAAGGCAUUCUCAGCUUAACCCCAAGGUAAGACAAGGGAAUGACUCAUCUGAUAACCCCUUUUCAGCCUUAGAUUCCCUGGCAGUGGAAUUUGAAGAGUUCAAAACAGAUGAUGACCCUGAGAUAAGCCCUGAACUAGCUAAACUAGCUGCCAAAAUGGAUGAUGGUGAUGGUGACAGUGAAGAAGUUGAUGAGUUUGAAAUUGAGUUUGCUAUGCACAAGAAGAGCUACUAUUCAGACAAGUUUGGGCUUGAACAUGUUGACAGUGAUGUUGUAUCCAAGAUAACCUUGGAGUACGUCCGUGGGAUCCAGUGGAUCCUUCACUACUACUUCAAUGGAGUCCAAUCAUGGAGCUGGUAUUACCCAUUUCACUACGCUCCAUUCUUGUCUGAUAUAAAGGACUUCUCUCACUAUGAGCUCAAGUUUGACAUGAGUAAACCAUUCCUUCCAUUUGAGCAACUAUUAGGUGUGUUACCUGCGGCUAGCAAGCAGCUCCUUCCAGCUCCAUUCCAGAACCUGAUGAUUAUGGAGCAGUCCCCCAUCAUUGACUACUACCCACUCAACUUCAAGACAGAUCUGAACGGCAAGCAGCAAGAGUGGGAGGCUGUUGUGUUGAUCCCAUUCAUUGACGAGAAACGUCUUCUAGAAGCCAUGAAGCCUCUGUAUCGUCAGCUGACCAAGGAGGAGAAGACAAGAAACACACAUGGCCCCUGUCAUCUGUACACUUACGACAAGACACUGGCAGACCAUUAUCCUUCAACCCUUCCUGGCGUGUUCCCAGAUAUAUCACGAUGCCAUGCUAGGUGUGAGAAAUUUGACAGAGAGCAGCUUGUUUCAUCACUAGAAAACCUAGUUAAAGGUCUUCUUAAGGACGUUAAACUUGAAGUGUACUUCCCAGGAUUCCCUACACUUUAUCACAUUCCUCACACUGCAGAACUAAAGAAGGCCAGUGUUAAGGUGUUUCAGAUGCAUAGUCGCUCUGAUAGUAUGAUUCUAAAACUUCAACAAUCACAGCUAGAGCCUACUAUACGAGUUGCGGAGAAGUACCUAGGAGAAACUUGUUAUGUUGGCUGGCCACACAUGGUGGAAGCACUGGUGGUGGCAGUGUCAGAUAAUACCUUCAGAUACAGCCGUAAAAAAGGAGAAAAAGAUAUCCAACAAGAUAUACUAUCUGAGGAAGACGGUUGGGAAAAACAAGUCAAGUCAUUUGCUCAAAGUCAAAUGGAGAGGCGUGGCAUUGACGUCGGAGCAGUUGAGAUUCUUAUCGAUGCUUGUCCGGUUAUAGGACGUAGGUUUCUGUGCAGUGCGAAAGGCCAGGUUACUCUUGAGAAAGAAUGGUCCCCAGUCCCCAAGCAGUAUGCGUUUCAAACUGUUGUCAAGGACAUAAGCGUGCACGAGUCUGUGAGUACAGAUAGCAUGCGGACCAUAGACGAGCUGUUUCCGGUAGACUGUGUGUGCUUCAUGCUCGCGAUGCCUCAUUAUGGGGCAUCUGGUACGGUGCUGGAGGUUGACGUCAAGCAGGGAAGGGUGAGAGUGCAGCUCCGUGUACCAGAGGAACCGAACAUUGCCUCCAUUGCCAAACAGCGCGAGGAUCUUUCCGUCGGGUAUCUUCCAUCACACGUUGUGGCUCAAAAGAUGGGAAUAUCAUCUUCGCUGCUUGGCAAAAUCACGGCCAAGUUUUUUAUCGAGCAAGGCUCUAGAGAAAAGAGCAAAGGUCAGGGGAACAAAAAAAUCGACAUCGGGUUGAACUUAAAGUUAACUAAGCAAAACAAAGAGUUGUUGGGGUACACGCGCAGGACGCAGAAUGGCUGGAUGUUCACUCAGGCAGCUCGGAAUGUUAUUACUCAGUACAUCAACAAAUUUCCCAAACUGUUUGACGCACUGGCUACCUUACAGCAGAGCGACCAGGUCUAUGAAGCCGACAUGCUGGACCAUGGCAUUGACUUAUCCGUACUGACGGAUGUGCAGAACUGGCUAAAAAGUCUACCGCUGCAAAAGCAGACCGUGGUCACGUGUGGUAGUGACGCACUGGACGAUCCCGUCCUGGAGGCGAUAGAGGAGGCCGUUAAGAAGGUCAAGACUUCUCUUCCUCCCAAGAUAGUCAAAGUCCGCGUCCGCCCAUAUCUUCUAUUCAGGCCCUCAGAUUUCUUGGGAAACACUCUUCCAGAUAGUGAUACCGAGAUCCAAUUGUUUGAUCGAGUCGUCAACGUCAAGCUGAACUCAGCGGUUCCAUUUGGGCUACGGGGAACUGUUGUUGGCUUCCACAUAGGUGAAGAUGAUGAUGAACUGGUUGAAGUCUUAUUCGACGAACAUUUCAUUGGCGCUCAGUCAAUCAGGCGAACCACGAAUGGAGUGUACCUGGCGCACCCAUCCAGCCUUAUAGAUCUUACAUUUGGCGAGAGGCAAGAGAUGCGGAAGAGAGGGGAGACUGCUAUCCCGCCGCGACCCCUCAAACAAUCCUUCGCCACUGCUCUAGCUGGGGAAAAUGGGCGCAGAGGGGCGGGUUCAAAUAGAAGUCCGCACAGGGGGAGAGAACGCCAAGAUGGUUCUCCUCGUCCAAGUGGACACGACAAACAUGGUGUUGGCCCGGACAGCAAACGUGAUUCCCCGGCCCCAGAAGGAAUUCGCAUUAUGUCCAAGAAAACACAGAACGGCCGUAUCGCAGACAGGCCCGAGAAGCAGGCUACGGAGCAAAGCGCUAGCCGAGACAGUCCUGGACGACCAGCCCAACAGAACAAUACAAAGCGUGACACACCAGGGAAGGAGGAUACAAGGAAUGCAAAGCAAGAAGUACCUCCAAGAUUUGCUAAGAGUGCCGACAAUUCCAAUGAAUUUGCCAAUAUGUGGCAGGAACUCAAAUCCAAAGAAAACAGCCCUCCUGAAAAGACCAACGUCUCGACCAAUCAGGAGAGCGCUUGUGCGCAACCACAGAGCGUAGAGUCAGAGCACCCUGAGACCCCCUCUGAUGCAGCAAAGGAAAGCUCUCAAGCCCUAUGUGAUCUACUGCAAAUUGGCCGUAAACAAGACAGCAAGGAAGCGGCCAAGCCGCCGGACAGUACCCCAGGGGAGGAUGCCGCACAGAAGGAGCCAGCUAUGCGUGCCGUGUCCCUUGACGAGCUCUUCGGCUCACAAAAAACCGGGGUAAAAGCAGCGCCUAAGCCUGCACCUGGAAAUGAAAGCAGUGUUUUGCCUGCGCAAGCCCUUCUGCAGUGGUGCCAUUCUAUCGGUCUUCCUCCUCCUGCGUUUUAUUACAUUCAAACUGAUAAGGGUUUAUCAGCUACAGUAGAACUCGCAAAUGGGUUUAAAUGUCAAGGUACCCCCUGCAAGGACCGCAUGGAGGCUACACAGAGUGCAGCUGCUCAAGCACUUUCACAGAUGCGCCGGAUGAUGUCCCAAUUUGUACCACAUCAACAGCUUCCAUUUCCCCAACGGGCGGGUGUGUUUUUCCCACCCUCUGGACAAAUGCCCUUUAUGCAAAUCAUGCCUCAUCACGCAUUCCCCACCUACCCCGUGCACCCCAUGGCAAGGCGUCCACAGCUUGGGCACCCUCUACAUCCACAGCAUCACCAGUUCCCUCGAAUGCCUCCCCUGCACGCGCCGUCCAUGAGGCCAGCGGGACACAAAGUGAUGCAUGCUGAUCACGUGACAAAGACCCCUGACAAGGAUGCGAGAAGAACCGUCCCUUCUAGUCCGGCUACUAGCCCUUUUGUCCCACUUCAAGUCACAAGAAGAAAUGUAGCUCCCAAAAGCGCGCCCUCGCCAACAAAUACUCUAAGUGAGACCUCCCGAGAGGCGGAGUCUACGCCGCAAAAGACUAUUCAUGAAAUGCUGCAAGAAGCGAGCGCACGCUCAGUGCAACCGGAAACGCAGCAGGCGAAACCUUCAGCAAGUGCUACCGUCUCCAAACCUGUCUUCGAGAUUGAAAGGGAGCGACAGGUCUCUAGUGAAUCAAACCGUGUAAAUAGUAGCAAAGAUCUGGCGGAUAAGAGGGAAAAUGUAGCGGAAUGUAAGGAAGGUCUGGCGGGUAAUAGGAAAGAUCCAGCGGAUAAUAAUGAAGGUCUAGCGGAUAAAUGCUCUAAGCCGUCGACAUCUCAAAAUGACUCUGAGGCAGGCAGCCCAAGCCAGUCUAAGCCUGCACGAAGGCAACAGAGCGCGGGUCGCAGCAAGCCUCUGAUGGCGCCAAGUUUCUUCCAGAAGAAAACUUAAUAGCUUGAACCCACAGACCCUUCUCUGCUGGACUCAAACCAGCUGUCCCCAGCUGGGAAGGCGUGUGACUAUGUUUUCCAGCUCCCUAAGUGGAACUGACCUACCACGACAACCACCAACUGGAUUGAGUCCUAAUCGCCUGGCGCGUUUUUAUUUCCAAUUCAAUGCUUGGGUCUCAUGUAAAAUAAAAAAGCACAAUGUAGCGGCAUCUGUUUUUAUCCAUUCUUUUUUCAGGUAUGUUUUAUUUGUUGUAAACAAAAUAUGGUUCAACCUAUCACACUCGUCUAUUCAGAGAGAGUGUUUAAUGUUUAUCCCAGAAAUUGUAAAAUAAAAUAAGCAUGUUUACAA
This is a messenger RNA of Nematostella vectensis (starlet sea anemone), 5872 nucleotides long. Its product is annotated as 5'-3' exoribonuclease 1. The transcript is spliced from 42 exons. Gene Ontology annotation, biological process: nuclear-transcribed mRNA catabolic process; rRNA catabolic process. Lineage: Eukaryota; Metazoa; Cnidaria; Anthozoa; Actiniaria; Edwardsiidae. Gene Ontology annotation, cellular component: nucleus. The coding region runs from base 200 to 5524 and encodes 1774 amino acids. The record is from RefSeq and is a predicted model, not a curated record. Gene Ontology annotation, molecular function: 5'-3' RNA exonuclease activity; RNA binding.